Molecule: messenger RNA, 1185 nt
Organism: Adineta ricciae
Lineage: Eukaryota; Metazoa; Rotifera; Eurotatoria; Adinetida; Adinetidae
Source: the annotation of a GenBank genome assembly
AUGCCCGCCCUAAAAUUUGAUCUGGCAAUUUCGGAUGAGGAAGGGUUAACUGAGAAAAAAGAGUGGAAACUUGACGGAAAGCUCCUGUCGGUUCUGGAUCCGGGCACUUCCGCACCGGAUUUUUGUGACGUGGAUAAUGUCCCAUUCAUACCUGGACUUGAUCUAUGUGAACGAUUUUUCUUCGAUCUUGUUAAACCAUUACUUGACAAAGACUAUCCAUCACUCGAAUAUGUAGCUUGUCGACUUGGAGAAGGUUCUGAUGUGCUUGGUUUCGAUACGAAUCAAUCUCGGGACCAUGAUUGGGGACCGAAAUUCGAUCUUCUCCUCGAAGAUGAACAGCAUAUCGACGAAUUAAACACAUUCUUCAGCAAACACCUACGUGGAAAAUCUAUUUGUGGCUAUUCCACACAAUUUCAACGAUUCACGGAACAAGACGGGGCUACUACUCUGGUCAAUACUCCAGAUGAUGAUGAAAGUACUUGUCAUGGUAUUCGUAUUAUGACAAUGAAACAAUUCUUUGUCAGCUAUCUUAAUUGGCAAAUUGGAACUGGCGAGCCAACGCUUGAAGAUUGGUUAACAUUUCCAACUCGCAUUCGAACACAACUGGCUUACUAUCCGAAAGACAUUUGGUUAUAUUUAAUCGGCUGCUGUUGGCAGCGUAUAGGUCAAGAAGAACAUUUAAUGUGUCGUGCUGGACAAGCCGAAGACGAACUCGGUUCAGCCAUCAUUGCCAGCCGAUUGAUACGCGAUGUCAUGCGACUUACUUUUCUCUUAGAAAAACAGUACUGUCCAUAUGCAAAAUGGCUUGGUACUGCAUUUCGACGAUGUACUACACAUGGUUCAUCGCUGGAACCCAUACUACAACAGGUACAACUAGCACAAACGUGGCAAGAACGUGAACAGUAUAUCAAUCAGGCCUAUGAGCGAUUGGCACUGCUAACUAAAGAAAAACUAUCGGAUAUAAUUGAUUCAACGAAAUAUUCGAUUCCUAGUGAAAGAAGUCAAUUUCAUGGUCGACCAUUCUACGUAAUAAAUGGAGGUGCAAUUGCUGAUAUCAUAUUUGCUCAGAUCGAAAAUGCUCAAAUUCGACAAUUACCACGAAUUGGUAGUACUGAUUUAUUUAUCGACAAUACCGAUGCAAUGCUUUCUGAAUUACGUUUGAAAAUGAAACGAAUCUUUCAAUAA